Molecule: messenger RNA, 1887 nt
Organism: Dalotia coriaria
Lineage: Eukaryota; Metazoa; Arthropoda; Insecta; Coleoptera; Staphylinidae
Exons: 2
Coding region: 80-1456 (458 amino acids)
Biological process (GO): cytoplasmic stress granule assembly; P-body assembly
Cellular component (GO): P-body
Molecular function (GO): mRNA binding
Source: RefSeq, a predicted model, not a curated record
UUAUUUGCACAGUCAUGCUUUUUUGCACUCUUCGAGAAACAGUGGUGUGAGUCAGAUCGUGCGCGAAAAGCAUUUCAACAUGCAUCAACCGUACGAUCCCUUCAACUUCCUCCCGAAUCAUGGACAGGUCGGAGAUGUUUCGCGUACUCCUCAAGCUGGUGAAAUAAUUAGUCUAAUGACUACUUCAUUGAUUCGAUACGAGGGAUACCUGCUCGGCAUCAAUAGCGAAAUGAUGACGGUCGGCAUGUGCACGGUGCGUUCGUUCGGCACCGAGAAUCGACCAUGUGCCAGCCCCAUUCCACCGCAGAAGGACACCUACGAUUACCUUCUAUUCCGGUGCGACCGCGUCAUGACGAUGUCAGUCAUCCAGGAUUUUACACCGAUUGCUGGUCUUAACCGCACUACUCUUGUUUCUUCGUUUGAUGGCCUGAGAGGUUUCAAUGACGACGCUACCAUUCCUCCGGUGAACCCGGCCGAAAAUAAUUUUCCGCCAUUGUUUACCAACGAGCGCCCAAUGCACGAGCCUUUGUACGACUAUUCAAAGUCCUUCUCUUCUGCGACUCCCUGGAUGCCUAGGGUUACUCCCCAGAUGGCCCAGUGGCAAGGCCCGACGCGGAGAAUACAGUAUCCACAUCAAGUGAAUCCUAGGACCUACCAGUCUAUACCAAGGUGGCAACCACGGGUGUCCCAAGGUCCUCCACCGCGUUGCUCAUACCCACGCGGUUAUGUCAUGCCAAUACCACGAAUGGAGUUCCGAGGACCAAUGAUGAUCACGACACCUCCACCAGAAGCACCGAAUUCAGUUAAUACUUCAUCGUCGAGCAGCAGUAGCUACGACCCAUCCAGUUUCGAAAACAACGGUAAAAUUGUGCCUUUCGAAGCCAAUGAGGAACCAGCCAAUGAAAGCCUGUCCCCAACAUACCCUCAACCUACCUUCCAUAGGGUACUCGGACUUGAUAACCCUAACAAUGUUAGUCAAUCCUUAGCGGUCCAAGCUCAACCCGGUAUGACAGGCCGCGCUAAAUUCCCAAACGCAUCCAUUUUUAGCCCGAUCAGCAAGACCCCGCCGUAUCCUCCAGCGCAUUUCCUGACACCGCCUCCUCAAAGUAUCGAAGAGGGCCCGAUUCGUGGCGACUAUAAUUUUGAACGUGCUCAGCGCAUGUUUGAAGAACUCUGUAAAUACGACGCCUCUCGCGAGGAAGCCACCGCUGAUCAGCAAAUAACUGUCGAUCAGAGUACUCAGGGAAAUAUGUUUGGGGUUCGAGGUAUUAAUAAUGUGGGUGUUAAGCCGAAGGGUUACGACAAGAGACAAUCAUUCUAUGAUGCCAUUUCUUAUGACUCUUCGGAAAUCAAUAAGUUGACUGACACAACAUCGACUAAAUUGAACAAGGAGACUUUUGGUGAUAGAGCUGUUCGUAGACAUUAUAUCAACAAGCGUGGUGGUCACCAAUACUGACACAAAUCUAGUCCAUAAGGUAAAGUGGAUGACACGAUUUUUUAUUCCAUUAAAAUAUUGUUAUAUUUGUUAGUUAGGUUUAGGUUAAGUUCAAACUUGAGCACACAGAGUACAAAUUACUUAGGUCACAAGAUAGGUUAUAUUUAGCUAGGGGGACAUUUUUUGAAGGACAAAAAAAUUACAAAUCAAAACCGAAUAAAUAGUAGCAGAAGUUAAAUAGUUAAGCAAGAAUAUGAUUAUGCGUUAUGUUUUAAGUUUUGUUAUGACUUAGAUUUUAUUAUUGUUAAAAGGCACAACACAAAGUUAUAGUAGGUAAUAGUCCGAAUGUUUAAUAGCAAAUGUUUUUUGUUCUGUUUGUUUUAUGUACUUAUAUGUUUCAUAUUUGUUCCGGUCGUCAAAAUAAAAUACAAAAACAGUUUUGUUUUCAAAUA